UUGACAGCAUAAUGCGCGCUCUCGUGUUCCCCGGAUGCGUGUUUACUCAGUCUCCUCUCUCUCCACCCUUGAAAUGAGAGAGGUACGGAGUGGAAGGGACAUCGUUUCGCAAGAAAUCCUUCACGAAAGUAAAGCCAAGAUCGAGAACUUACAACAGACGGGUGCGAAGCACGAGGAGGCGAGCCUUUGAUGCGCGAGGAGAAAUCGAUUCCACACCAAGGUUAAUUAUCUCUGGAAACACAACUCAAGACACGGAGAAAUCACGAACCUGUGAGGAUGGAGCAGGCAUACGGGGCAGGCAAGGCUGGCGGAACCUUCGACCCGCUUACCUUCUUUCAGCAGCCGCAGACUAUUCUUCGCAUGGUGUCAUGGAUCUUUUCCAUUGUCAUUUUUGGAUGUAUUGCCAAUGAGGGCUACACGAACCGUCCAGAUGAUGAGCAGGAGUUCUGUAUCUUCAACAGGAACCAGAACGCCUGUAACUAUGGCGUGGGGAUGGGUGCACUGGCUUUUCUCUGUUGCGCUGCUUUUCUGGCUCUGGAUGUGUACUUUCCACAGAUAAGCAGCGUCAAAGAUCGUAAGAAAGCUGUGCUGGCUGAUAUUGGUGCUUCAGCAUUCUGGUCUUUUAUGUGGUUUGUGGGAUUCUGUUUCCUGGCCAAUCAGUGGCAGGUGGCCAAACCAGAAGAUAACCCCCUGAAUGAGGGCGGAGACGCAGCCCGAGCCGCCAUAACCUUCUCCUUCUUCUCCAUAUUCACUUGGGCCGGUCAAGCUUUCUUAGGAUAUCAGAGGUACAAGCUAGGUUCAAGCUCCUCCCUCUUCUCUCAGGACUAUACUGAUCCAAGCCAGGAUCCAGCAGCAGCGCCCUCUACAGACUCGGAAAACACCGGAUACAACGCUGAUAUAGAGGCCAGUUAUGACGGCACUGGUGGUGGGUACCAGACCCAAGACUACUGAUGUGGGAUGUAAGGAUGUACGCAACAGCCUUAACAAGCAUAGGCUGGUAGGGUUACACUGGGAAACAGGAACAUUUGGGGUGACGAGGAUGAACAUGAACAUUGGGACUCAUUUUUGGGAAUUGGGUGGUUGAGGGAAUGAGAAAAUCAGGGGUUUGGUUGGUGCUAAUAACCCCUUUAUACUGAGUUUGGUGUAGGUAUUGCUAUUUUUGUCACAGGGCUUGAUUUAAAGUCUUCAAUUAGGCUUAAUUUCCAAAAACACUCAAAUGUUUGCCCAUAGCAUUAGGGUUAAGACAUUAGGAACAAUUAUUUAUUGGUUAAUAGAUAUAGAAAGUAUAUAGAAAAUUUAACUUAUUGAUUCGUUAGUUUCACAAACUUUCCAAAUUUGAGAUCUUUAGCAGACUACCAUCAACGACUACCAUUUCCAGUGUGGUCAAAGACACUAACUUGGUACUAAUAAUACCUGUAACAAAACUAAAUGCUUUGUAAGACCACAGUGUCUUUUUGUUGGUGAAGUUUCUUUAUUUAACUAUUGACCUCUAAUGGAACAGAUCGCUCUACUCAUGAAUAGCUCUUUGCUGCCAUAUUGUCAUACACCAAGAAUCCUAGAAGAUAUUUUAAAAACUGAUCAGAUUGAAAAAAUCUGUGUACAAUAUACCAUGAUAUAUGGUCUGUAAUCCAAAAUAUUAUGUAAUACAUAAAGUGAAAGUAAAAAAGUGACUCUUAGCCUAGCGAAGGUGAAUGUGGAGUGAGUUUAUAACAUUUAAUUUAGUGCUAAUAACAACAUGAAUCCAGCUACUAUUCUUACUCCACAGUGAAGCCUCAAAUAGAUGUUUUUGCUUGGAAGAACAGACAUACUUAUCAUUUACAUCUAUGAAUUGUCAAAUUAUUAUAAUAAUCUAUAAUUUACAAAACUUUGUCAUUAUGGAUGUUAAAAGGUUCCCUUGUGGUAAGUUUUUCAUAAUUGUCUUGAGAGAAUACAUUUAAUGCUGUUUUUAACAUAACAACUCUUAAAUCAGCAGGGUUUUACUUUACAAAUAAGUCCACAGGGUGUUUUUAAGUUACAGUAAAUGUAUCUGAAUAUAUGAAACCAGCAUAUUUUUAUUUACAAAGAUGUAAUAUAAUCAAGUACAUAAACAUUUAUUACCAAAGUAAUUGUCAGAGAUGAUCUACGUUAACAAAAAAAUAAUUCUUUAUAUUGAAUUAUAUAUUAUUAUAAAGUGUAGAAGUUCAUUUUUCUCUUUAGAAAGUUAUAUUGUUUUCUGAAUCAGGAAACCUUUUUAUCUCUUGUUGAAAGAAAAGCUAUAAUACAAUCGGCAUAUUAGCCCAUAGAUGAUGUGUUAUAUACUGUACAUGUGCAUUUGUGGAGCUGGAGUUACAAAACAGUGCAAAGUUGAUGUGAAUUAACUGAAUCAGGUUAAAAUAGCUGUGUGUGUGUUUUGUUCUGUCUUACAUGUUGCUUGUCUGGUAAGAUGUCUGAUAUAACUUAUAAUAAAAACAUUGAUGGUCUUA
This is a messenger RNA of Triplophysa rosa, 2462 nucleotides long. It is a transcript of the gene syngr1a, whose product is annotated as synaptogyrin 1a. The record is from RefSeq and is a predicted model, not a curated record. Gene Ontology annotation, cellular component: synaptic vesicle membrane; neuromuscular junction. The coding region runs from base 277 to 951 and encodes 224 amino acids. NCBI's taxonomy places the organism in Eukaryota, Metazoa, Chordata, Actinopteri, Cypriniformes, Nemacheilidae. The transcript has 4 exons.